Molecule: messenger RNA, 841 nt
Organism: Mytilus californianus (California mussel)
Lineage: Eukaryota; Metazoa; Mollusca; Bivalvia; Mytilida; Mytilidae
Product: perivitellin-2 67 kDa subunit-like
Exons: 2
Coding region: 1-678 (225 amino acids)
Source: RefSeq, a predicted model, not a curated record
AUGACGUCAUCUGAACUAUGCUUAGGCACAUGUUCUUUUGCAUCAAAAUUUACCAGACCACAACAAAAUAACGAUAUACUUGGCAAUACUAUUGAACAUGCGACGAUAGUUCCUGACUGGUUUCGUAGAACUAAACUGUGCUACGAAUGGUACGCGGGAAGAGAUGGAGGCCAAUGCGGCGGGAAAGCUGCACGCCAUUUGUGUGCAGAGGUUAAUCAAAUGACAAAGUAUUACCAAGACGAUACAGAUGAUCGAAAGGGUGGAUGCUUUAUGAGAUGGGGUCUUUUUUCUAGCGGUUACGACGACUGGUUUAGAAACGUAAAGAUAUGUUAUAAAUGGUCCGCUGGUGGUGAUAGAGACCAGUGUGGAGUCCAUAUUCCAAACACCUUAUGUGGAAGUAUCAAUAGCUACACUAGAUAUUAUAUGGAUGAUUCAGAUGACAGGGCUCAUGGUUGUAAGAUGCAAUGGAUGCUUUCUGUUCCGUCAAGUGCACCUCUUUGGAUGCAAAAUGCUGAAAUCUGUUUCGAAUGGUACCCAGAUAAUGACAUUGGACAGUGUGGCGGAGGUGUACAGAGGAAAUUAUGCGCCAGUGCAAACUCGUAUACAACAGUCUACCUAGAUGAUACCGACGAUCGUAGAGGUGGAUGUCAGAUGAGAUGGGGCAUUAAGGUCACCUAAAAAGACACUUUUUGUUAUUUAAUACUAAAUAUUAGUGCUUUUAAUCAAUCCUAAAUUUGAUUGCUCAUUUUAAAAACAAUAAAUGAAAUGAUUGACUGACACCAUAUUAUUGCUUAUAAUAGCUUCGUCUCAAUAAAUGCACACCACGAAAGAGAGAAAAUAA